Molecule: messenger RNA, 812 nt
Organism: Carassius auratus (goldfish)
Lineage: Eukaryota; Metazoa; Chordata; Actinopteri; Cypriniformes; Cyprinidae
Gene: ppiab
Product: peptidylprolyl isomerase Ab (cyclophilin A)
Exons: 5
Coding region: 137-631 (164 amino acids)
Biological process (GO): protein folding; response to hypoxia; protein peptidyl-prolyl isomerization
Cellular component (GO): cytoplasm
Molecular function (GO): peptidyl-prolyl cis-trans isomerase activity; cyclosporin A binding
Source: RefSeq, a predicted model, not a curated record
CCAAUUGAAAAAAAGGGCUGCGGGCUUCUUCUAUAUAUUCCGUUUUCGCACGCAGCCUACUUCCCGGUGAGCUGCGGCAUUUUGUAGGAUUCGUUCGCUGACCAGCUACUAAUACAAAUAGAUUUAUUUUGCCAUCAUGUCCAAUCCCAAAGUUUUUUUUGACAUCACCAUCGAUGGGAAGAGUGCUGGGAGGAUUGUAAUGGAGCUGAGAGCUGAUGUUGUACCCAAGACUGCUGAGAACUUCCGUGCUUUGUGCACUGGUGAGAAGGGUUUUGGCUACAAGGGCUCUGGCUUUCAUCGUGUCAUCCCCAAAUUCAUGUGCCAGGGUGGCGACUUCACCAACCAUAACGGAACUGGUGGAAAGUCCAUCUACGGCAACAAGUUUGCGGAUGAGAACUUCACCCUGAAGCAUGGAGGGAAGGGAACCCUGUCUAUGGCCAAUGCCGGACCGAACACCAACGGCUCCCAGUUCUUCAUCUGCACUGCUGAUACUGCUUGGCUCGAUGGCAAACACGUCGUGUUCGGGAAAGUGGUCGAAGGAAUGGACGUAGUGGAUACCAUGGAGUCUAAAGGAAGCAGCAGCGGGAAAUGCUCGGCCAAGAUCUUGAUUGCUGAUUGUGGCCAACUUUAAUUGUUUCUUACUCCCCUAGCAUUCCAACCAUGCACAUUUCUUUCAUUCUAUUUUUUUUUUUAUUGCCAUUCCUUAAUGAAAUGCUUAUUCCAUGUGUCAUGGUCGUGUUUUAUGUAAUCUGAUGGUUCCCAGGACACAAUCUGUUAAACAUGGAUUAAAGAUGGAUCAAGAUUCCCUUCAA